CGUGCUAUCAACAUGUUGCGUGUCGCGUUACUCCUGUGUCUCAUUACUAUCACAAUCGGUUUGACCACAGAGAAAUCUUUCGCGGAGAGAUUAGACAAACUCUAUGAAAAAUUAGAAAAGUUGACGGCGCCUAAUUCAAAAUUGGAACCAAAUAAACUGUAUGCAAAGUUAGAUAGGUUUAAUUCGCUAUCACCUGACCAUGCCUUGUCAGAGGAUGAAGAGCUUCUCUCGGCCAUGCAGCUUUGGGGGGGAAUGAGUGAGGAGCAGUUACGGGGACUGGUCAGAGAAUUUCAGGAAAUGAAAGAAGAAAGAAGUGAGAAGAUUAUUGAGGAUUAUAAAGAUGACUGGACUGACGAUGACGAUGGAGAUUAUGCAAACGACGACGCUGAAGAGUGGGACCCUAUUGAAGACGAGAUCAGUUCCACCUCAAAACCACUCCUCAACCUUGGUGUGACCCCCUCAGCGUUCACCCGUUUGGACGGAUACAGACACACUAUUGUGUCUGCUGUAGAUCCGAUUGCUGCUACUAAUGAGAGGCCUAGGAUUUUGGACGAUUCACAAGCAACCCCUGAAGAACGACGAGAAAUUCGAAAAGCCGUAAUAACCAAUAUGGGUACCGUUGUGCGAGCGGCUAAAUGUCUCAUCCCGCAACCAAGAUGGCUCACAGUUAGAAAACUAGCGCCUGCGGCAGAUACUGUGUAUAUGCCACCAUGUGUCCAGCUACAUCGCUGCGCGCCAGAUUCAGGUUGCUGUUACAAUGAAGCCGAGGUCUGCGCACCCGUCGAUGGGAAAUAUGUCGCUAUAUCUUUCUUUCUAAGCAAAGCGGACGGUAAUCUCACAGCAUCGCGUAUCUUAUUUUUCAACCAUACACGAUGCGCAUGCGUUUCCAAAGACACCUUACAAAGCACUGCUCGCACCAGAAUCGAUCGAGUCUUUUCUGAUGAAAGACGUGAAUCCAAGGAGAGACAGAAUGAUUGGAGAGCUACUGAAGAGCCAAGGUUAGAGAGAGACGAAGAACAGACGUCUCCGCCACAAAUGCGGAGAUGCACAUGUCCUCGCCUGUUCCGAAGUCAAAUAACAGAUGGCGCCUGCUAUUGCGUUUGCGAUUGGCCCGACGCGACGCGGCGUCGCGAGUGUCUCUCUCUAGCACGUGGACGUGAGCACUUUGGCCUAAGAGACAGAGUAUGCGUCGCGCAAGGUAAUUGCAACGCGCCAACUUGCGAAUAUGGCGCGUAUGAAAGACAUUCAGGCAGAUGUCCCUUGAGAAGGUAUAAACGAAGAUUUCACGUGAGAAGUCGGUACAACCCGGAGAAAACUGUGUGAUCUUUGGUACAAUGUGGAGCCAAUUGGGAAAAUAAUAAAUAAAUCGCCAAUGUUUUGGGCUGUUUGUAAAUAUAUCUAAAAGUUUAAUUUACGCUGAGAUUCUACUUUUAUUAUAUUACAGCCUGCGUCAUAUGGGCCAUAAUAAAAUUUCUACAAUUAAUAAAGUAUUGUGAAACUUGUACACAAUUUAUAUUAAUUUUAUGAUUUUAGUUCAUUGUAUUGUGCCAUAUUUAAGGAAAUAUAUGUACCUUCUGAAUACACUAAACUCAAACGUCACAAUUUCAACGCUAAAAAUGCAAGUCCAGUCGCUAGAGUUAGUAUUGAAUGAAAAUUUGUCCAAAGAAUGUCGUUUUUGCACUGAAUAUAACGUGAAUUAAUAUAUAUAUACUUUUCUGCAUAAUAUUUCGUAUACAUAUGUAUUUUAGCGGUAAGUUCAUUAUAAGUUGUAAAUAAAUAUUU
Messenger RNA from Pieris brassicae (large cabbage white), 1782 nucleotides. RefSeq lists its product as uncharacterized. The transcript is spliced from 6 exons. Lineage: Eukaryota; Metazoa; Arthropoda; Insecta; Lepidoptera; Pieridae. Gene Ontology annotation, molecular function: growth factor activity. Gene Ontology annotation, cellular component: membrane. Gene Ontology annotation, biological process: hemocyte migration. The coding region runs from base 13 to 1323 and encodes 436 amino acids. The record is from RefSeq and is a predicted model, not a curated record.